This is a messenger RNA of Anthonomus grandis grandis, 2277 nucleotides long. Its product is annotated as sorting nexin-29. Lineage: Eukaryota; Metazoa; Arthropoda; Insecta; Coleoptera; Curculionidae. The transcript is spliced from 14 exons. The record is from RefSeq and is a predicted model, not a curated record. Gene Ontology annotation, molecular function: phosphatidylinositol binding. Bases 274 to 2250 code for a protein of 658 amino acids.
UCUGUCAAAUUUACCACCCAUGAAAAAAAAGUUUCACAUUUCGCAAACAAAAAAGAAAACAAUUAAAAAUUAUGGUGUGAUAAGAGCUUUUUGUUUUUAAUUUUGCAAUUCCAAGUGUAGAUAAUCGGUUGACCUAGUUACAGUGUCAGUUUUAAACAGACUGGAUAAUAUAAAAUGGGUUGUCACAUAUCCCCAGUAUCAGGAAACACCGAUAUUUAGGUAGGAAACCCCACAACAUAUCAGAAAGUGAACUCUUUUUAGUUGUUUUAACUGAUGUCAACUGGAAUCCUUUUGUUAGCUUCCCAAUGCAAACCAGAAGACCCUGACAAAAUAUCAAAGCAAUUGUUGGAGUAUGUGCAAAGGUGCCAAAGAAGAUUUGGUGGUAAAAAUGAACUUGCAACAGAAUUCGACUCCUGCAUAGCUGGCUUAUGCUUGUGCCUGGAAGCAGUUUUCUUACAUGGAAUAAAAUCAAAGCAGCAAUCUAAUCAAAACUCUGUAAAUUCAACUUUUAAGCAAGUGUCUGAUAUUGUUGCUCAAAGCUUACAUAUCAAACAAGAAAACAUUUCAUUCUGGUCAUUUAUUGAAAGACAUCUUACAAAUCACGAACGGGAAAGAUUUAAUAUUUUAAAAAGUGUUUGGACAGAUAUAGGAAAAUGUAAAGCUUGGUUAAGGUCAACUUUAAAUGAGAAAUCAUUAGAAAGGUAUUUGCAUAAAGUUUUGAGUGACAAAGAUAUAUUGGUUGAACACUAUGAAUCCUGGGCAUUGCUUCGAGAUGAAGAAAGAAAUAGUAUGCUCCCUAACAUGGCUGCAGGUUUGGGAUCUAUUUUAUUUGCAAUAAGCAUUGAUAAAAUUGAGUUUAAUACUUCCAUAGCCCCAAGACCUAUGUUAAUGGGAUCUCAGGAAGAACCUAUUAUUGAAGUGCCAAUUCCAGAAAACAAAGAUAGGCGGGAAAAUAAAAAAAGAAAAGUGGCUCGUCAAAUAAUUUCAUUUGAUGAUGACGAUAGUAUGCUAUCUACAAGCGUCCCUUCAAUAUCAAGCAGCACGUGUUCUGAGAAUAGCGGCUUAGACAAUCAAAAUAAAACAAAUACGAACAUGGAAACUGUAUCAUCACAAAACCAAGAAUUUUUCGACUCCAGUCAUUCAUCGUCUGAAAGUGUUGAAAAAGAAAAGAGUUCAAAGCCAGUAGAAAAUAAAGAUAGUGAAAGGCCUAGAGUGGUGAGGAAAUUGUCUAUAGAAAACAGCGGUUCUCGAAAUAAAUUUCAAUCGAAUGUACCUGAAACUUUAACCCCUAUUAAUCAAAACAAUAUUGGGGAACUUACUCCAGUUUCUGUUGAAAGAAUCAGAGACCUAAAUGAAUCUCCAGACAACUCCGAUGAUAUUUUAGAAGUACCUGCAGAUAUAUCGGCUGUUUUAACAAUAGUAGAGAAUAAGAAUCAAGAGGAAAUUAAGAGAAGGGAUGCAAGGAUAAAACUCCUUUCAAAAGAAAAUGAUUCUUUAAAAGAACAAGUGAAGAAGUAUAUGAGUGCGAUCCAAAUGUUAAGAAGAGAUGAUGAAGGAAUUAAAAAUGCUUUGGAAGGGCUACAAUUGGAAAAGCAGCCAGAUUAUAAGGGAGAAGCGAAAGUUUAUGAACAAAAACUUGUACAGGUGGCAGAAAUGCACGCAGAACUAAUGGAUUUUAAUGUGAUGCUCCAGAAAACUCUGGCUCAGAAGGAUUCAGUUUUAGAACGUCUGAAAAAUGAACUUCAAGAGCUCAGGGGUCCCAUGGCUAGUGAUGACUUAAAUUCGGAAGAGAGUGGGGGAUCUGUGAAUAUUUGGAUACCUUCAGCGUUUCUAACAGGUUCAGGUUCAAAUUCCCAUCAUGUAUAUCAAAUAUUCUUAAGAGUAGGAAACGAUGAAUGGAAUAUUUACAGACGAUAUGCUCAAUUUUAUGCUUUACAUUCCGAUUUAAAAAAACUUGAUGCGGUAGUUAAUAAUUUUGGGUUUCCACCCAAAAAAAGUUUAGGAAAUAAGGACUCGGCUUUAGUAGAAGAAAGAAGAAAAAGGCUACAGGUUUACCUAAGAAAAGUAAUCUCUCAUUGGCCAGAGCUGGCACACUGUAGCAGUAGGUUUUUGCUUGAGCAGCACCUAGCAUUUUUCAAGGACCAGAAAGAGGAUCCGAAAAGAUCAAUGUUCACCUCGAAUUCCAGAAGAUCAGGCAAUUCUGGAAAUCAUUCUGAAUUGUUUUAUGUACAUGAUUACAUUUUCGAAUAAAUGAUUUUCCACAAGACAAAUUUUACC